Molecule: messenger RNA, 1565 nt
Organism: Cannabis sativa
Lineage: Eukaryota; Viridiplantae; Streptophyta; Magnoliopsida; Rosales; Cannabaceae
Product: tryptophan aminotransferase-related protein 3-like
Exons: 5
Coding region: 54-1448 (464 amino acids)
Biological process (GO): amino acid metabolic process
Molecular function (GO): transaminase activity; carbon-sulfur lyase activity
Source: RefSeq, a predicted model, not a curated record
AUGGGAAAUAUUAAAGCGCUACAAAAAGCUUAAUAAUAACAUUAGUGUUGUUAAUGAUAUUGGUAUGUUCUUUAACUCUAAACAUUUUCUUUAUAAUAUUUAAGAGAUCAAAUUUUGAUGAGGAUGAAAGAAGUGAGUUGAGUUGGAGUAAAAGGGCAGCAAAGGAAGCUGAGGCUGUGGCAGCAAUCUCAUGUUCUGGUCAUGGAAGAGCCUAUUUGGAUAGUUUUAUUAUUGGUUUUGAUCAACAAAAAAUACCAAUUUGUGAGUGUAAUUCUUGCUAUGUUGGAUCUCAUUGUCAGAACUUUCUUCCUUCUUGUCCUGCAAAUGCUGAUGGUGGAGAUCCACUUUUCUUGGAGCCAUUUUGGAUGAAAAAUGCAGAUAGGAGUGCAAUCAUGGUGGCUGGUUGGCACAGAAUGAGUUAUAUCUUUAACCAUUCAGGCUCCAUGUCUAAACAACUUGAAGCUCAAAUUCACCAUAUCCAUGACAUUGUUGGAAAUGCAUUAACUCAAGGAAAAUACAUUAUUUUUGGAACUGGCUCAACACAACUUAUUAAUGCUGCUAUUCAUGCCCUUUCACCUCAUAAUUCCUCUUCUCCUUCUAUAGUUGUGCCUUUAAUCCCUUAUUACCCGCUUUACAAGCAACAAACUGAGUUUUUUCAAGAGGUUGAAUACAAGUUUGAAGAGGAUGCAUCUUUGUGGAUGAAGAAGAUGAACAACUGCUCUAAUGAUGAUAAUAUAAUUGAAAUUGUGACCUCACCAAACAAUCCUGAUGGGAAGCUCAAUCGUGCUCGUUUUCAACACCCAAAUGCCAAAGCCAUAUAUGAUAGAGUCUAUUAUUGGCCACAUUUUACUGCAAUUUCAGCUCCAGCUGAUGAUGAUAUUAUGUUCUUUUCACUUUCCAAGCUCACCGGUCAUGCAGGCACUAGAUUUGGAUGGGCAGUGGUGAAGGAUGAAAUUGUGUUCACAAGAAUGAAUAAAUACUUGUCUGUGAACACAAUGGGAGUUUCACACGAAUCUCAACUAAGAGCUUUACAUCUUAUGAAAGUAAUUAUUGAUCAAGCAAAAGAAGGAGAGACAAUAUUUGAUUUUGGGUAUAAAACGAUGAGAAAUCGUUGGGAAAAAUUGAAUGAAAUCGUGUCGGUUUCGAAACGCUUUUCUCUUCAAAAAUUAGAAUCUCAGUACUGUAAUUUCUUCCACAAAAUUAGGGGACCUUCACCAGCUUAUGCAUGGUUGAAGUGCCUAAGAAAAGAAGGAGAAGGAGAAGGAGAAGAAGAAGAUUGCUAUGAAAUUAUGAGAGCAGCAAAUAUAGUUGGGCGUAGAGGAAGCAUUUAUGGUGAUGAAGACAAGUAUGUAAGACUUAGCCUUGUAAGGACCCAAGAUGAGUUUGAUCAUCUACUUAACCAACUCAACAUCUUCAUCUCACAAGAAUCCACUUCCAAAUCUAUUUAACUAUUCUUAAAAUAAUAACAAUAUUGUUAUUAGACAUCAAUAGUGAGUGCGAACAUUAAUUUUCCACAUAAUAAUUAUUAAAUAAAAUAUGCGGCCCUCAAUGUUUAAUUACACUAA